AUGCUGAAACAAUCUUUGAUCCUGAUUCUUAUCCUUUUGGUGGCCGUUUGUUGUUUCUCAGCGGAAUUGCCCGGAAAUGCCUACUUGCCACCGUUAAGGAAUGAACAUCCAGUUCCAGAGGAAUCCCUACUAGCAGACAAUGGAUUUCUUUUUGAUAUUAACCAGGAUUCGUUCGAAAGGUAUGCCCCCAUCUUUGUGGACUAUCCGGGGAUUCAUCAUCUUCUAAGACAGCAACAGGAGUACGCCUUGGAUCUGCCCUUCGAGGGAAAACCAUUUGAACGAAAAAUUCCAGAUAUUGUUCAUGAUUCUGUAGUUAAAAGACAUUGGUAG
Molecule: messenger RNA, 330 nt
Organism: Drosophila suzukii
Lineage: Eukaryota; Metazoa; Arthropoda; Insecta; Diptera; Drosophilidae
Source: RefSeq, a predicted model, not a curated record